AUGCAGACUACAAACAAGAACGAAGAGAAAAGCAAAUGUAUCACCGUGAGUGUGGCUCAGGGCAGCGUCCGGAGCCCCUCUCCACAGCCGCUCUACAAAAGCUUUGCCUACACCCAGGCCGCAUAUGUCACGUCCCCCGAGCAAAAGAGGAGGCGAUGUACUGAGCAGUUCCCGAGUAUGGCGCACGAGGAUCUCCAAAGAGGGCUGAGUCCGCUGCCGCCAGGAUCCACCAGUCUGGAGAGCUACCAGGCUGCCUUAGAAGAGGUGCUGACGUGGCUGCUGUCGGCUGAGGACGGACUCCAGGCCCAGCCGCACAUCUCCGACAACGUGGAGGAGGUGAAGGAGCAGUUCCACACGCACGAGGGCUACAUGGUGGAGCUGACUACGCACCAGGGCAACGUGGGCAGGGUGCUGAGAGCUGGCGCCGCCCUGCUGGCCGAGGGGAACCUGAGCGAGGACGAGGGGCAGGAGGUCCGAGAGCAGAUGAAUCUCCUCAACUCCAGAUGGGAACACCUACGAGUGGCCAGUAUGGAGCGCCAGAGCAGGCUUCAUGCGGUCCUGAUGGAGCUUCAACAUCAGCAGCUGCAGCAGCUCACGGACUGGCUGGACGUGACCGAGGCCCGGAUCAAGAGGAUGAGCGGUCAGCCUCUGGGGCCGGACCUGGAGGACGUCAAGCACCAAGUGGAGGAGCAUAAGCUGCUGCAGGAGGAUCUGGAGAUGGAGCAGGUGCGGGUCAACUCCCUGACGCACAUGGUGGUGGUGGUGGACGAGAACAACGGAGACAGCGCCACAGCUGCCCUGGAGAGCAAACUGCAGGUGCUGGGCGACCGCUGGGCUGCCAUUUGCAGAUGGACCGAGGAGCGCUGGAUUUUGCUGCAGGAGAUUCUACUUAAAUGGCAACACUUCACUAAUGAGCAAUGCCUGUUCGAUUCGUGGCUGACGCAGAAAGAAGAGUUGGUUCGUUCCAUCAAGACGUCCAAUCUGAAGGAGCAGACAGAGAUUGUGGCGUGUCAACGGAGGCUCACUACGAUAAAGGGCGAGCUGGAGGUGAAGCGGCCCACCAUGGACAAGCUGUGCUCCAUGAGUCAGGACCUGCUCUCCAGCGUCAAGAACAAGGACGUGGCUUGCAAACUGGAGGCUCGACUGGACAGCUUCGCCCAGCGCUGGGACCGGCUGCUGCAGGGCCUGGAGCUCAGCAUAGCACAGCUCUCGUCGUCCACCGUCGCCUCCCAGCAGACUGAAGUAGUUCACUCAGUCACCACCACGACGGUGACCAAAGUCUCCAGGGACAAGGUGGCAGCCCUGAGGCAAACCCGCGAAUCGCCGCCGCCGCAGAAGAAGAGACAAGUGGUGGUGGAUUCUGAACUCAGGAAAAGAUUUGACGUUGAUUUCACUGAGGUGCACAGCUACAUGACCAGAGGAGAGGCCAUCCUGCAGAGCCCUGAGUUUUCUGUGUCUCGCAAAGACGGGAGCAUCCAGGAGCUGUACGACAAAGUCCAGGCUAUUGAGAGGGAGCGACCUGAAAAGUACCGGAAACUCCAGGAAGCGACACGGACGGCACAGACCCUCGUGGAGCAGGCCACAGCCGCCCCACUGUGGCAUCAGGUGUUCCCAGACAAGGACACAUCUACAGCAGACAUCAGUGGGAGUUGGUGGAGAAAGUCUUGUGGGGGGCUCGAACCCACGACCUUCAGGCUCAAAGGCCAAUGCUCUACCAACUGA
Messenger RNA from Knipowitschia caucasica, 1722 nucleotides. The record is from the annotation of a GenBank genome assembly. Lineage: Eukaryota; Metazoa; Chordata; Actinopteri; Gobiiformes; Gobiidae.